Molecule: messenger RNA, 387 nt
Organism: Ilex paraguariensis (yerba mate)
Lineage: Eukaryota; Viridiplantae; Streptophyta; Magnoliopsida; Aquifoliales; Aquifoliaceae
Source: the annotation of a GenBank genome assembly
AUGAUAUCUACGCAACAAUUUUGUGAGCUUCUGAAAUUAUGUUGCGGACACGUCGGAAAUUUUAUUUAUGACUCAUCUUCUGCUUUACAGUUUGUGAUUGUCUCUUUAUCGGGCUGGGGUUUGCUUUUCUUUGGGGGAUACAAGUUUUUCACUGGUGGCAAGAAGAACACGGAAGAGAUCACACUUUGCCUGGACAGAUGCUGGGAGAAGGCAGCAUGCCCAUUGAGAGAGAGAUCUGGCAAGCAGUAUUCUUUUAAAUCAGUAGAUCACACUUUGCCUGGACAGAUGCUGGGAGAAGGCAGCAUGCCCAUUGAGAGAGAGAUCUGGCAAGCAUUCGCUUUUUGCAAAUCUCCUUGUUCUGCAAAGUCACACGCUGUCAACUGGUGA